CUCACUCACAUGGAUCACUCCAUCACACUGGAUCACCCAUCCGUCUAUUACACCGGCGAUCCGACGGCUCUAAAAGAUGCAGUCGGCCCGCCUGUUGUCGUGACAUCUUUUUCUCUUCACUCCUGGCUCGUCACCCUCCACUCUUCGUCGUCUUCUUCAUUUACUUCGCCUCCUACUCCUCCUCCACCUGCCACUCUCGCUGGCGCCGUUGAUGCUCUAAGUACGCGCGACCUCUCCCCACGUCCUGUGUAUUCGCAUCCGAAACCAUGAGCAAAGAGGUCCCCGUCGCCGGCGCAAACGACCGGAGCUCGUCCUCUGACGAUGCUGCCAUACGUAGAGCGAGCUUGGUCGACACGGAAAAGGGUCGUUGGGAGCGCAUGUGGCCCGUCAUUGCUUGUGGCGCUGGACUUUUCUCAGACGGAUACCUGAAUGGUGUUAUCGGCUCGGUGUCUACCAUGCUCUCGAACAUCUACCCGACCACCUACAAGAACUCGCCGGCGCAGAGGAAUGUGGGCUCUCUCGCCUUCGCUGGAACUGUGAUGGGCAUGCUGUUCUUUGGUUGGUCGUCUGAUGCCAUCUCGCGCAAAUGGUCGCUUUUCGUCUCCACCCUCAUCAUCAUCCUCUUUGCUGCUCUUGGCGCUGGCUCCUAUGGUGCCGGUGGCAGCACCUCCGGUCUCUUCGCUGCCCUCGCUGCGUUUCGCUUCUUGCUUGGUAUUGGCAUUGGUGGUGAAUAUCCAGCUGGCAGUGUCGGUUGUGCUGAGAGCACAGGGGAGCUCAAGGCUGGAACGAGAAAUCGUUGGUUCAUCAUGUUCACCAAUGUGCAGAUUGAUUUCGGCUUUCUCGUUGCGGCAAUCGUGCCCAUGAUUGUUGUGCUCAUCACGACCGAGUCGCAUCUGCGUGUCGCUUGGCGCAUUUGCCUGGGCUUGGGUGUAAUCCCGCCUCUAUCGCUCCUCUACAUGCGGAUCAAACUCCAAGAACCAGAAGCCUUCCAGCGCGAGUCUAUGGUCAAGGCCCAGACCCCUUGGGUCCUCAUUAUCAAAUACUACUGGUUCCGACUGCUGAUUGUAUCCACAAUCUGGUUCAUCUACGACUUUUCCGCCUACUCCUUCGGCAUAUACUCCUCCACCAUCAUCGACAACCUCCUUGGUGAGAACACCGCGCUCUGGAAAUCUUUCGGCUGGAACACCCUCAUCACCUUCUUCUACAUGCCAGGUUGCAUCGCCGGUGCUUUCCUUGCUGAUAUUCCGUGGCUUGGCCCGAAGAAGACGCUUGCUAUCGGUGUGUUUCUGCAGGCCAUCGUCGGUUUCAUUAUGGCCGGAGCCUACAGCAAGCUCAAAGACCCAGCCAACAUUGGCGGAUUCGUUGUCGUAUACGGCCUCUUCCUCGCCUUUGGCGAAGCCGGGCCAGGCGACAAUAUCGGCCUCGUCGCGUCCAAGACCUCCGCCACCGCGAUUCGCGGCCGCUACUACGGGAUUGCCGCCGCAAUGGGCAAAGUAGGCGCCUUUGUCGGAAGCUACGUAAUCCCGAUCGUGAUCAACAAUGCACCAAACGAUACGCGUGCGGGCCAGGAUCCAUUCUUUGUGGGCAGCAGCCUGGCGGUGCUUGCGGGUGUUUUGGUGUGGUUCUUGCCGCCGAUUGACCAGGACACGAUUGAGCAGGAAGAUGUCAAGUUUAGGGAGUAUCUGAGCCAGAACGGCUACGACACGAGUCAGAUGGGCUUGAAAAAUAUGCAGAGCGAGAGCAGUUUUGACGGGCAGGCGGUGCAGGCUGAGAAGGUCUAAACCGCUUGAGGGAUGAAGAGCGCGAUUUGCUCGAUGCUUGUAUAGGGGAUGGUGUGGUGUGUGGAAUUGGAUGUAUCCUGUGCCGCACAUGCAUGAUAUGCGAUGCGAGUUAUUGAGGAGCGCUCUUGCGGUAUAGCCCUCCUCGCCAUCUUCCACCUCCCCAUAUCCAUCGUCAUCUACAACAUCUCGCUUCGCGCGCGGAUAUAUAAUGUAUGCAUCUACUACCUAAGACCUCUAUAUAUAUACCCCAUUUCAAUCAGAAAUUCCGUAUGUAGAA
Messenger RNA from Pseudovirgaria hyperparasitica, 2058 nucleotides. RefSeq names its product MFS general substrate transporter. Gene Ontology annotation, molecular function: carboxylic acid transmembrane transporter activity. Gene Ontology annotation, cellular component: plasma membrane. The coding region runs from base 267 to 1781 and encodes 504 amino acids. The transcript is spliced from 5 exons. NCBI's taxonomy places the organism in Eukaryota, Fungi, Ascomycota, Dothideomycetes, Acrospermales, Acrospermaceae. The record is from RefSeq and is a predicted model, not a curated record. Gene Ontology annotation, biological process: transmembrane transport; carboxylic acid transport.